Molecule: messenger RNA, 1095 nt
Organism: Aaosphaeria arxii CBS 175.79
Lineage: Eukaryota; Fungi; Ascomycota; Dothideomycetes; Pleosporales
Exons: 2
Coding region: 1-1095 (364 amino acids)
Source: RefSeq, a predicted model, not a curated record
AUGAGCCAGACCGAUUACUUGCCAUGGUCUUGGACCAUCCAGUCGAAAAACAGCGAUGAUCAUGCAUGCCCAAGCGAGUCUUCACUGCUAGGUACAUUCGCGGCGGUAAAUGGAAUCGUGUCACUGCUUGCUGUCAUAUUCGGACACCGCAUCGUGGUAAAGAAGUUGACCUGUGGAUGGUGCGGGGAGCGUGGAAGCCGAUCCUGGCAGUACAUGUGGAUAGUACCAGUCGGGCUCCAGCUUGCUGCCAAUGCCAUCAUCGCAUGGCUUAUCAAGAGAAGCGACGGCUACAUUGCCGACUUCAAGGUAUCAGAACUAAUGUUGUUUCUCGUUGCGAGACCUCGACUGGGCUGGGUAGUGCUCGGAGCUUUCGCACUUCGAAGUCGCAAGAUUAGGCAAAACGAGACGAACAGGGCGAGACAGAAUCGAACACCGAACCGGAACCAGUACCUAUCACCGCAGUCUCCUCCGCAAAGUUCAUGGCCGCCAAGUCCUUUUGGUCCAUCGAGUCCACCGUCGCCCUACGGUUCUGACACUGCACUGCUGUAUCCGUACAACACGUCCCGGCGCAGCGUCGACAGACAGGAUGCAUCAUUCUUCCCACCGACAGCCUCAUCAACACACCUGAGCGACUACCCUUGGUGGUCGGCGUUCAUGACCCAGUUCAUCGGCGAAUUCAUGCUGCAGAUCAUCACGCUGUACAUCAUGGGCAUAACCGCCAAGUUCGCCACGACGAACGGAUACUACAAGAUCCACAAGAAGAGUUAUUGGGGCAUCAAUCCCGCGGCGCGAAUGAUGUACUCGGGCGCUUUGUAUUAUCUCGUGGCGGGCUCGUUGUUCUUGCUGGUCGCUGCCAUCUUCAUCAUAUACACGGUGUCGAGCGAAAGGACCAGGCUUCUGGGGAGAGGGAGUAAGGCGUUCGUUGCAUGGACACUUGCGUUCUUGAUGAUAAGUACGUGGUUGGGGAGCUGGAUCUUUUGGACGGGCUUUGUGCGGCUUUCUGGGCGUUUCUAUUGUCCACCGAAGGUGAUUGAACAGGGUGUUAUCUGGACGUUCUUUUCGACUAUUGGAAUCAUCUUUGGCACAGGCGUGUGA